GGUCAGGCAGAAAGUGUACAGAGUAGGAGAGCUAUGGGGCCAGGCCCAAUGUGAGGACAUCCCAGGCUCAAGUUUCUCCCCAACUACACACAGGUAGAAUUUAGCUUCUGGCUGGAAAAUAGUUGGGUGGUACAGAGUGAACCCCUGAACACCUAGUCAAGGAAGAUCAGUUGCUUACCAACGCUGCUGAUCUGUAUUUUUAAAUAAGUGUGAUUGAUUGCUUGUUUAUAUAAUUAGAUCAUUGGACUUGGCAGAGCACUGUCAGCCAAGAAGCAUUUAUUGAUUUCUCCCAGUAAAUGCCAACAUCAGGGGCUGGGAUUAUAGCUCAGUGGUAAGAGCACUUGCCUAGAACAUGUGAGGCACUGGGUUCAAUCCUCAGCACCACAAAAAAAUAAAUAAAGGUAUUGUGUCGGUCUACAACUAAAAAAAAAAAAAAGCCAACAUCAGGGCAUAUGGCCCAGCAGGCAAGGGGGUUUUGACACAGUAAAUUGUCAAGAGUGUCUAUGGUGUCUAUGGGGGCACCAGAAUCUUUCUGGGCUCGGGUGUGCUACUGAUUGAUGAGUGGAGUGGCGAUAGUACUCACCUCAUAGACUACUCAGUAAGUAUUAAAUGAGCAAAUGUGGGGAAAUGCUUAGACGAGUUCAGGACUUGAAUCACCUGCUCAAAGCAUGAACUUUGCCAUUCAUCAAGUUACUGACCACAGAGACUGCCCUGCCCUCCAAAUCACCCAGGCACCCUUGCCCAGGCCUAUUUUUAUCAUGGCCUAUGUCAGUGCCUGGCACUGUAUUUACAAACUGUCUGUCCUCCCUCCAGAACCUCACCACAGUCCAGGAAAUCAAAGCUCUUUGUCGGCUCCAUCAUACUGCAUUCUGGUACCAGGAACUGGCACUCUGUAAAUAUUGGUUGAAUGAGACUUAAAUGCUGGAGUAGGAGUCUGGACCUCAAAUAUUAAAUUGAAGGUACUUAGAAGUGCUUUGAAGAAAACAAUGCAGGGUCAACAUUAGAAGGGGCUGUGUUACCCAAGAUGGUCAUGGGAGGGAGGCUUAGGGAGCAGGUAACAGUUGAACUCUAGCCAUGAGAAGGUGACUUUCUAAGAGACGAAUUGCUUCUGACAUAGGGAAUAGCAGAUUUGUUCAGGGAUGUGUACAUGAGGCAGGUACAGCCAAAUGAAUGGGAGGGAGAUCUUAAAGGCUAGUGUGAACCUUCAGACUUUUUUACUGACAGGAGCCACAUGAAAAAAAAAUUUUUUUGUAAUAAGUGGUGCUGAGGCUUGAACCCAGUUCCUCACUCAUGCUAGGCAAGCACUCUAUCACUGAGCUACAACCCCAGCCUGGGAGCCACAUUUUUGCAGCUCAGGCAGUAUAGAUGGUGGAGCUGGGCUGGGUGGGGGCAGGGACAGUGAGCAGCUCAGUCAUAUACAGCUUGAUUGGCCUGGGAGUGCUAUCUCUGAUGAAGAACAGAGGGCUGUAGGGGCCAUGGUGUUUAGAUUUUGUCAAGAUGAGGUGGAAGCAGGGAAGAUAGGGGAUAAGAGGUGUUCCCUCUAUCCUGGGCCUGCCAGGCCUCAGAGCUGCCAUUCCCCCCGCCCCCCGAACACAGUCCCCCACCUCCCAUUUGUGGUCCAGGCUGGUCAUGAAGGGCCUUAGGCCCUGCUGGAACCUGCUGCCUUAGAGCUGGGCCUACUCUUGGGGGAGGGGUGUUUGGUGGUUGCCAAGCGCAAAGGUUCCGGCUUCUGGUAGUGGCCACAGCCAUGUUGCAUGCACUGUACUUUCUCUUGUCACUACUGUUGGCAAUACCUACUCCCACCCAUGCCUGGUCACGGCCCCUCUGGUAUCAGGUGGGGUUGGACUUGCAGCCCUGGGGGUGCCAGCCAAAUAGCCUAGACUCUUGCAGGAGCAGCUUGGGCUGUCCGAACGGUUGGGUGGGCCUGGGAGGGAACCGCAUCUACCCUGUGGCUGGGGUCACGAUUACCACCACCAUGAUGCUGGUGAUCAGCCGUGCGAUGCUGCAGCGGUGGCGUUCACAGGACACUAAGGGUAAGCACCCACAGGUGACCACUAGUUGCUACGGACCUUGGAAACGGCGAACUCCAAUUUCAGAUCGUGCCCUACUCCUUGGGGUCCUUCACAUGCUGGAUGCCCUCCUGAUCCAUAUUGAGGGCCACCUGCAGCGUCUAGCUACCCAAAAGCGAAUUCAAAUAAAGGGGACUCCCACCUAGUGUGGGUGAUCCAGCACAUUUC
Messenger RNA from Ictidomys tridecemlineatus (thirteen-lined ground squirrel), 2237 nucleotides. RefSeq names its product transmembrane protein 89 (gene Tmem89). NCBI's taxonomy places the organism in Eukaryota, Metazoa, Chordata, Mammalia, Rodentia, Sciuridae. The record is from RefSeq and is a predicted model, not a curated record.